Raphanus sativus (radish) is the source of this 2209-nucleotide messenger RNA. Its product is annotated as exocyst complex component EXO70H1. Gene Ontology annotation, molecular function: phosphatidylinositol-4,5-bisphosphate binding. Gene Ontology annotation, biological process: exocytosis. Lineage: Eukaryota; Viridiplantae; Streptophyta; Magnoliopsida; Brassicales; Brassicaceae. The record is from RefSeq and is a predicted model, not a curated record. The transcript has a single exon. The coding region runs from base 195 to 2048 and encodes 617 amino acids. Gene Ontology annotation, cellular component: exocyst.
AUAACAAUACUACAUUUCUAUAUAUACCUUCCUCCUCUCUUAUCUGCUAUUCUGCUUCAUUUCAUUUUGCAAACAAAACAAACAAACCAUAAACUUCACUUUUAUUUGUUGAGUAACAAAACACAAAGUAUUUUUGUUUCAAGGCAAGAAAACCCAAAUAAACAGAGCAACACACAAAACAGAGUUUGGAGAUUAUGGGGAAGCACUUGUUCAGGUCAUCUCCUCCACCGGAGAAACAAACAGCUCACCAAACACUCGCCGAGACAGCUGUUCAGGAGUGUAUGAGCAACAUCAACACCGUCAUAUCCAAAUGGACUUCUCCUUCUUCUUCUUCCGACCAAUUCCUCUUCUCCACCAACAGUCGUCGCGAAGCAGAGGAGUUCGUCGAAGCCGUCAGGCAUCUGCACAUCACGAUGCACCGUCUUGCCGCCGUCAACCCCUCGUCCGACAAGCUAAUCCACGCUCAGAACCUGAUGCAAUCAGCGAUGAACCUUCUCGAAUCAGAGUUCCACCGAGUCCUGAUGGAGAACCGACAGUAUCUAGACCCGGAAUCCGUCUCCGUCCGGUCCCACAGAUCGUCAAGAUUCAGCUCAUCCACACCCACCAGCGUCUCCGACUCCGAAGACGAAACCUUCCACGAAGAGAACACCACCGAAGAACAUAGAUUUUCCGGGGGAGACUCGGACGCAAUGGACGAUCUCAAGAUGAUCGCUGACUGCAUGAUCUCAUCAGGAUACGCCAAAGAAUGCGUCAAAGUCUACAAAACCGUAAGGAGAUCGAUCGUCGACGAGACGCUCCACGGCCUAGCCGUGGAGAGAUUCACUCUCCAUCAGAUUCAAAAAAUGGACUGGGACACACUCGAGUCCAAGAUCAGGUCCUGGCUGCCAGCUGUCAAGCUAGCCGUUAGGUCCCUCUUUUUCGGAGAGAGGCUUCUCGCGGAUCACGUCUUCUCCUCCUCCGUCAACAUAGCCGAAUCCUCCUUCACAGACAUCACGCAAGAAGGAGCGUUGACGCUAUUCACCUUCCCGGAGAACGCCGCGAAGAUAAAAAAACUAUCGCCGGAGAAAAUGUUCCGGUUUUUAGAUAUGUACGAGUCGCUCGCGAACCUCUUCGUCGAGAUCGAAUCCAUCUUCUACUUCGACUCGGCCGUUACCGUUAGAACUCAGGUGAUCAGCUCCUUGGCGAAACUCGGCGACGCGGCGAGGCUCAUGAUGAAUGAUUUCGAGUCGGCGAUUCAGAAGGAAACCUCCAAAACGCCGAUCGCCGGCGGCGGCGUUCACCCGCUCACUCGCUACGUCAUGAACUACCUCUCCUUCCUCGCCGACUACAGCGAGUCAACCGCCGUGAUCUUCGAGAACUGGCGGCCAACCUCGCCGGAAUCUUACGCCGGAGAAGACGCUCGUCCGGAGGAGCUCUACUCGUCUCCGGUGUCCGUGCGUAUCGCGUGGGUGAUACUCCUGACUCUCUGCAAAAUCGACGGGAAAGCUCAGCCGUACAAGGACGUGGCGCUGUCUUACCUCUUCCUCGCGAACAAUCUCCAAUACGUCGUCGUAAAGGUGCGUUCGUCUGGCUUGAAGGUUCUUCUCGGGGAGGACUGGGUGGGGAGGCACGAGGGGAAGGUGAGGCAGUACGCGGACAAGUUCGAGAAGCUCGCGUGGGGGAGAGUGCUGACGUCGUUGCCGGAGAAUCCAGCUGAGGAGAUCACGGGGGAGGAGGCGACAGAGCUGUUCGGUAGGUUUAACGACGAGUUCGAGGCGGCGUACCGGAAACAGAUAGCGUGGGUGGUGCCCGACCCGAAACUUAGGGACUGGAUUAAAUUAUCGUUGAGUCAGAAGCUGAUGCCGGUUUGUACCGAGUUUUACGAGGUGAACCGGUUCGGUUUGGGAGGAGAUGGGUUUAAUGUUAGGUAUACCCCUGAAGAUAUUGGGAAUUACUUGUCGGAUCUUUAUUUUGGAAGCAGAGGGUCAGGGAGUGUGUCAACGAAAGGGUCCGGAUCCGGAACCGGUUCGUCGGCUACCGGUAAAUCUCAUGGAGGACGUAGCCAUUGAAUGAGAAUCACGUGAUUAAUUAAUAUUAAGUUGUUCUGUUUUGUUUUAGGUGGUGUGGUUAGGGUGCAUACAGUGAUUAUGUAUGAUCGUAUCAUAUAAUAUUGUAAAUUAUUCAUCGAAUUAUCGUCAUAUCAUAAUAAUCAUUCGAUACUUUCUUGGAA